GCCAAUUUGCUGCUUCUGUGUUCGGCUUUACACGACGAACGAUUGGAUGUGCAAGUUCGAAACAAUACUAUUGGUGUCCGUGAUUUCCGUAUAGAUGCUGAAUUACUGCGACAGAGAACGGAAGAAUUGGGUGAGGAGAAUGAGGAGAUUGGCGAGGGAGUUGAAAAUGUAGCGGAGGAGCAGGAACCGCCCAAAAAACGCCAGCGCUCAGGAAAAGCGAGACCAGGCGCCAAAAAUUAG
Gongylonema pulchrum is the source of this 240-nucleotide messenger RNA. NCBI's taxonomy places the organism in Eukaryota, Metazoa, Nematoda, Chromadorea, Rhabditida, Gongylonematidae. The record is from the annotation of a GenBank genome assembly.